Orycteropus afer afer is the source of this 4977-nucleotide messenger RNA. It is a transcript of the gene PCDHGA12, whose product is annotated as protocadherin gamma subfamily A, 12. The record is from RefSeq and is a predicted model, not a curated record. Gene Ontology annotation, cellular component: plasma membrane. NCBI's taxonomy places the organism in Eukaryota, Metazoa, Chordata, Mammalia, Tubulidentata, Orycteropodidae. Gene Ontology annotation, molecular function: calcium ion binding. Gene Ontology annotation, biological process: homophilic cell-cell adhesion.
AUGGGAAAUAGCGCGAAACAGAAGAGCAGGAUCGGGCGGCGGCAAGUACUAUUUCCCUUCCUGCUGCCUUUGUUCUGCGGGGCGCUCUCAGAACCGAUCAGUUACUCUAUUCCGGAAGAGAUGGCCAGGGGAUCCGUGGUGGGGAACCUCGCUGAGGACCUGGGGCUGCAGGUACGGGAUUUACUGAUUCGCAACCUCAGAGUUAGUGCGGAGAAACAGUACUUUACCGUGAACACAGAGAAUGGGAACAUAAUCAUCAGUGACAGAAUAGAUCGGGAGUCGCUCUGUCCCAAAAAACCUCUUUGUGUCUUGCCCUUAGAGAUUGUCGUAGAGAAUCCCCUAAAUGUUUUUCACUUAAACGUGAUAAUAGAAGAUAUAAAUGACAAUCCACCACAUUUCUCCAAAGAUAGCAUUGUUUUACAAAUAAAUGAACUUGCAAUUCGAGGCUCUCGGUUUGGCCUGGAAUCCGCUGUAGAUGCAGAUAUAGGGCGCAACUCUCUCCAGAGUUACCAACUCAGCUCUAAUGAGCAUUUCUCUCUGACGGUGAAAGACAAGAAUAAAGGCAAGAAUGCCCCAGAAUUGGUGUUGGAUAAGCCCCUGGAUCGGGAACAGCAGAGCUCCCAUGUCCUGGUCCUAACAGCAGUUGAUGGGGGCGACCCUGUCCGAACUGGUACCACCAAAAUCCGGAUCGAGGUCACCGACGCCAAUGAUAAUGCCCCAGUGUUCAGCCAGGAUGAAUACAGAGUCAGUAUACGCGAGAAUGUACCCCCAGGCACGUCCGUGCUGAUGGUGACGGCCACUGACCAGGACGAGGGCAUCAAUGCUGAGAUUACCUACUCUUUUAAAACUCUAGAAGAUGAUGUUAGAAAUACGUUUACACUAGACCAUCAGAGUGGAGAAAUCAAAUCCAAAGAUCUUAUAGACUUCGAAGUCAGCAGCAGCUAUACCAUGAGCAUAGAAGCCAAGGACGGAGGAGGCAUGGCCACCGAAUGUAAGGUUAUACUAGACAUUCUAGACGAGAACGACAAUGCUCCAGGCGUAGCUUUCACCUCGAUAGCCAGUUCCAUUACUGAAGAUGCAGAGCCAGGGACGGUGAUAGCUCUGUUCAAAACACACGAUAGAGAUUCUGGGGAAAAUGGGGAGAUCACAUGCUUCAUAAAAGAAACCGUUCCUUUUAGAAUCGAAUCUUCCGCCAGUAAUUACUACAAGCUUGUAACAGAAGGGGCCCUGGACCGAGAGCAGACGCCAGAGUACAACAUCACCAUCACGGCCAUCGACAAAGGGAAACCGCCACUCUCCUCCAGUACAAGCGUCACCCUGCACAUCGCCGAUGUUAACGACAACGCUCCCGUUUUCCACCAGGCAGCUUACGUGGUCCAUGUGGCCGAAAACAACCCUCCUGGAGCCUCCAUUGCGCAAGUGAGUGCCUCAGAUUCGGACGUGGGGCCCAAUGGUCGUGUCUCCUACUCUAUCUUAGCCAGAGACCUGCAGCCGCGGGCGCUGUUGUCCUACGUGUCUGUGAGCGAGCAGAGCGGCGUGGUGUUCGCGCAGCGCGCCUUCGACCACGAGCAGCUGCGCGCCUUCGAGCUGACGCUGCAGGCGCGUGAUCAGGGCUCGCCCGCGCUCAGCGCCAACGUGAGCCUGCGGGUGCUGGUGGACGACCUCAACGACAACGCACCCAGGGUGCUGUACCCAGCGUUGGGACCUGAUGGCUCAGCGCUCUUCGACACAGUGCCACGAGCUGCACAGCCGGGCUAUUUGGUCACCAAGGUGGUGGCGGUGGACGCAGACUCUGGGCACAAUGCCUGGCUGUCCUACCACGUGCUUCAGGCCAGCGAGCCCGGGCUCUUCAGCCUGGGGCUGCGCACCGGCGAGGUGCGCACCGCUCGCGCCUUGGGCGACAGGGACGCAGCCCGCCAGCGUCUGCUGGUGGCUGUACUUGACGGAGGGCAACCACCCCUGUCGGCCACCGCCACGCUAUACCUAGUCUUCGCUGACAGCUUGCAGGAGGCGCUGCCAGACCUCAGCGACCACCCUGCGCCCUCUGACCCCCAGGCGGAGCUGCAGUUUUAUCUGGUGGUGGCCUUGGCCUUGAUCUCCGUGCUCUUCCUUCUCUCGGUGAUUCUGGCCAUUGCCCUCCGCCUGAGACGCUCCGCCACCACCGCCACCGGGGGCUGCUUUCAGCGUGGUCUCUGUUUUAAGACUGAACUCGAGGUUUCUCCCAACUACAGCGAGGGAACUUUGCCUUACUCCUACAACCUGUACGUAGCCUCCGAUUUGGGAAAAACUAGGUUUAAUCUUCUCACCUCGACGCCAGAAAUGGUUCCCCCACAAGACCUCUGUAAUGAAGCUUCUUUGGUAGUAAGUGUCACUAAGGAAUGGAGCUCUGGUGGUGCAUUGGUUAAGAUGUUCCUCUGGAAAGUGACAAUGAUUCCUGCGCAUCUGCACCGGGACUACAAAGGGCUGGUCCUGCUGACAGUCAUUCUGGGGAUCCUGUGGGAAACUGGAUGCACCCAGAUCCGCUAUUCAGUUCCCGAGGAGCUGGAAAAAGGCUCCAGUGUGGGUAAUAUCGUCAAAGACCUGGGGCUGGAGCCCCGAGAGCUGGCGGAGCGCGGAGUCCGCAUUGUCUCCAGAGGUAGGACGCAACUCUUCGCUCUGAACCCGCGAAGCGGCGGGUUGAUCACAACGGGCAGGGUAGACCGGGAGGAGCUCUGUCUGGGGGCCAUCAAGUGCCUGUUAAAUCUAGAGAUUCUCAUGGAAGAUAAGGUGAAAAUAUAUGGAGUGGAGAUAGAAGUGAGGGACGUUAAUGAUAACUCCCCCUACUUCCGGGAAGGUGAACUAGAAAUAAAAAUCAGUGAAAACGCAGCCACUGGCAUGCGGUUUCCGCUUCCCCACGCUUGGGAUCCGGAUGUCGGGAAGAACUCUCUCCAGAGCUACGAACUCAGCCCGAAUACUCACUUCUCUCUGGACGUGCAGAGCGGAGCAGAUGGAAACAAGUAUCCGGAGCUGGUGCUGGAGCGCGCCCUAGACCGCGAGGCAAAGGCGAUUCACCACCUGGUCCUCACGGCCUCGGACGGGGGGGACCCGGUCCGCAGCGGCACCGCCCACAUCCGCGUUGUGGUCCUUGACGUGAACGACAAUGCACCGGCCUUUGCGCAGUCGGAGUACCGCGUGAGCGUUCCGGAGAACGUGGCCGUGGGCACUCAGCUGCUUCUGGUAAACGCCACCGACCCCGACGAAGGAGCCAAUUCGGAAGUGACGUAUUCCUUCCGGUAUGUGGACGACAAAGGCGCCCAAGUUUUCAAACUAGAUUCUAAUUUAGGAAUAAUUUCAACAAUAGGAGAGCUCAAUCACGAGGAAUCACCGUUUUACGAGAUGGAAGUGCAGGCAAUGGAUAAUGCGGGAUAUUCCGCUCGAGCCAAAGUCCUGAUCACAGUUCUGGACGUGAAUGACAAUGCCCCUGAAGUAGCUGUCACCUCUCUCACCAGCUCUGUUCUUGAAGACUCUCCUAGAGGAACACUAAUUGCUCUUUUAAAUAUAAAUGACCAAGAUUCUGGAGAAAAUGGGCAGGUGAUCUGUUUCAUCGAAGGAAAUCUGCCCUUUAAACUAGAAAAGUCUUACGGAAAUUACUAUAGUUUAGUAACUGACACAGUCUUAGAUCGGGAACAGGUUCCUAGCUACAACAUCACGGUGACCGCCACUGACCGGGGAAGUCCACCGCUGUCCAUGGCAACUCACAUUUUACUGAACGUGGCAGACACCAAUGACAACCCGCCUGCCUUCCCUCAGGCCUCCUACUCCGUAUAUAUCCCAGAAAACAACCUCAUGGGUAUUUCCAUCUUCUCAGUGACGGCGCAGGACCCUGACUCUGACGAAAAUGCUCAAGUUACUUACUCCCUGGCCGAAAACAUCCUUCAGGGGGCGCCGCUGUCCUCCUUUGUUUCCAUCAAUCCGGACACUGGAGUCCUGUAUGCACUGCGAUCCUUCGACUAUGAGCAGUUUCGCGACCUGCAUCUGUGGGUGAACGCACGCGAUAGCGGGGACCCACCACUCAGCAGCAAUGUAUCAUUGAGCCUCUACGUGAUGGACCAGAACGACAACGUCCCCGAGAUCCUGUACCCGGCUCUCCCCACCGAUGGCUCCACCGGCGUGGAACUAGCACCUCGCUCUGCAGAGCCGGGCUACCUGGUGACCAAGGUGGUGGCGGUAGACCGUGAUUCAGGACAGAAUGCUUGGCUGUCCUACAACUUGUUUAAGGCCAGCGAGCCAGGGCUCUUCGCUGUGGGGGUGCACACUGGCGAAGUGCGCACGGCGCGGGCCCUGCUGGACAGAGACGCGCUGAAGCAGAGCCUGGUGGUGGUCGUCCAGGACCACGGCCAGCCGCCCCUCUCCGCCACCGUCACGCUCACCGUGGCCGUGGCCGACAGCAUCCCCGACGUCCUGGCUGACCUGAGCAGUCUCGAGUCUCCCACUAACCAGGACGAUUCAGGCCUCACGCUGUACCUGGUCGUUGCCUUGGCCGCUGUCUCCUGCGUCUUCCUUACUUUUGUUAUCGCGCUCCUGGUGCUCAGGCUAAGGCGUUGGCACACGUCGCGCCUGCUCCAAGCUUCUUCCGGAGGCGGGUUGGCCAGCGUGCCCCGCACGCAUUUUGUGGGCAUGGACGGGGUGCGGGCUUUCCUGCAGACCUACUCGCACGAGGUCUCCCUCACCGCGGACUCGCGGAAAAGCCACCUGAUCUUCCCACAGCCAAACUAUGCGGAUACGCUCAUCAGCCAGGAGAGCUGUGAGAAAAGUGAACCUCUUCUGCUGUCAGGUGAUUCGGUGUUUUCUAAAGACAAUCAUGAAUUAAUUCAGGAACUAGCCAAGGACUUUGUGGUGGGAAACUUCAUCAAGGAUCUCGAGCUCAGUGUCCAGGACUUAUGCCCUUGGAAGAUGCAGGUUAAUGCUGAAAAGGAGUACUUGGACCUGUGUGAGUAA